GCAGAUGGAGAGAGAAGAUGGUUCAGUGUGCGCGCCGGCUCGGAAGAUGCCGGACGCGCAAUACAUGGCAAAAGCGCUGAAAAACGCACUGGUGUGCGUGAUGCUGCUGCCGCGCUUUCUACUCACCGUUUUGAUUCUCUGGCUGCUCGACUUCCUCUGCAUCCGCAGCAGGGUGCUGAUGAAGAUGCGCGAGGGCGACAGUUCGAACCCCGACGACCCGCCGGUUACCGUGUCCGACUCGAAUCGCAUGUUCACGCUGGAGUCGCUGCGCGCUGUGUGGUACGGUCAGAAGCUGGACUUGUGCAAGACUGCACACCUGGGGCUGUCGGCGCCCAACAGCGAGGUGGUGCCACUCGGAGCGGGCAAGCGCGCCCGCAUUCUGGACUACGCCCGCGGUGCCAGACCGCUCAUCCUUAACUUCGGCAGCUGCUCGUGACCGCCGUUCAUGACGCGUCUGGCGGCCUUUCGGCGCGUUGCCGAGCAGUACGCGGACAUUGCUGACUCGCUGCUGGUUUACAUUGAAGAGGCGCAUCCGUCCGAUGGCUGGGUGAGCACGGACGCGCCCUACCAGAUCCCGCGCCACCGCUGCAUUAAGGACCGGAUACGAGCCGCACGGCUCAUGAACGCCAACGUGCCUGGCAGCGUCGUGGUCGCGGACACUAUGGACAACUCGUCCAACGCGGCAUACGGUGCCUACUUCGAGCGCCUGUACGUAGUCAAGGACCAAAAAGUGGUGUAUCAGGGAGGACGCGGACCUGAUGGGUACCGCAUUUUCGAACUGAGGAACUGGCUCAAACAGUACCGCCAAGAACUAGAAGAAUCCAGAACGGUCGUGGUUCAUGUCUAAAAUUACAUGCCAGCCACUGUGCCAUGAUAAACUAAUGUCCUGGAAGCUGCUAUAAACCGGGAGUGAUACUGUACACGAUAUGUUUCCACAAUAAGCAUUUUAAUGUUUUAAUGUUGCCACAGAAAGAAACUAUUUUUUGUUAUUUUUAUGAGAAAAGUUGCUUUUAGUGUGUAUUGAUGAAUAAAUAACUGUCAAAGCAACUGUUUUUAGUGUACAACUCUAACUGAAGAUGUAAAGUUGUGGUGUGUGUCUUUGACACCACAAUGAAAAAAAAAACAUUUCUAAUAGGCCUACCUUUUUAUAGAGUGUGUGUUUGUGCUCAACCGAAUGAUUGCUCUUGUUUUCCCUUUGCCUCAUUUUUUUCAAUAAUCUUGAUAUUUUAUUUAAACCCAGACAAACCUAUUUUUAUUUUGUAUUUUAUUAAUGAUGCUGCAUUAUGUAACUUUUAUGUUCUUGUAAAAAUGUGAUGUGUGCUGUGAUACAAGCACAAGCCUAAGAAACUUUAUUACCUCAUAGUCAAUAGCUGUCAGGAUUUAGACAUCAGACCUAUAGUUGAAAAACAAAAACCUUGAACUUAUUUUAAUUUCAUUUAACCAGGUGUGUCAUUUUGACAUAAAUCAGAUAUAUUACGUAGGCAUUACUGUGGCUAUCUGUUAUUGUGGCAACAAUUGUGUUAAUGUUUUAUUCCCAUGAGUUCAGUAAGUUUAAGGCAAAGCUUUUGUGUGAGCAAAACUUUUACAUGACUGUGUAUUGACUUGCUGCUUGCACCCUUUAUAUUAUUUGCACUGGAUACCUAAUGUUACAUGUUUUCCUCAGGAGUAGCUUACAAGACUAUUCACAUUCUUGAAUAGCUAAAAGUUACACACUGCAGCUCUUUUCUCUUUAGGUGACUUUUUAUUUUUGUAUUGUCUCCUUUGAGUAAGUGUGUGUGUGUGUGUGUGUGUGUGUGUGUGUGUGUGUGUGACUGGUUACGUGUGCGUGGGUGUGUGGCCGUUAGGCUGUUUUAUUGUACUACGGUGUUGUAAUGAAGUUCAGUUUUUAAAAGGAAUUGAUCCAGAAAACUGAUACUGAUGUGUUUUAACACUGGAGUACACGAGAAACAGAAAAAUGGCCUUUAUGCUAAUUGCCAAACCAUUCUUUUAAAAGUUGUAUAUAUUUUAUUAAAGAAAUAUUUUUUAAAUAAAUGUUUAAAACAAA
Molecule: messenger RNA, 2044 nt
Organism: Trichomycterus rosablanca
Lineage: Eukaryota; Metazoa; Chordata; Actinopteri; Siluriformes; Trichomycteridae
Gene: dio3b
Product: iodothyronine deiodinase 3b
Exons: 1
Biological process (GO): thyroid hormone metabolic process
Molecular function (GO): thyroxine 5'-deiodinase activity
Source: RefSeq, a predicted model, not a curated record